Molecule: messenger RNA, 2854 nt
Organism: Topomyia yanbarensis
Lineage: Eukaryota; Metazoa; Arthropoda; Insecta; Diptera; Culicidae
Gene: Coq2
Product: 4-hydroxybenzoate polyprenyltransferase, mitochondrial
Exons: 3
Coding region: 1562-2827 (421 amino acids)
Biological process (GO): ubiquinone biosynthetic process
Cellular component (GO): mitochondrial inner membrane
Source: RefSeq, a predicted model, not a curated record
UGAAACGUUAGAAGUAUUCUACUUCAAAAAACGGCUGUCGUUUGCUGAAGAGCGGAACGCGAAACGUUAACACAAUUUCAAACCAGAUUUGUGAGUAACGCACAGAUGUCUCAGCAUACCCGAACAGAAAUCAAUACCGAAAUUGAUUGUAGAAACGUUGAAUUUAUUUACAAUUUUAUUUGUUAACAACGGCUUUUACUGUAACAUCGAUGUACUUAAGGUUUAGCCAUUCAUGAUUUUACCCAAAAAUAGUGUUCUUCAUUUUUUGUGCAUAGAAUUUACACACGCGUCCAAAAUGGUGGCUCGUUUGUUUAGUACGGGAAUGUUUUAAUACUCGGCUUGUCAACUGUACUAGCCAAACUGUUCUGAGUCGGUUACUGGACUGCGUGAUCAUUCACCAGAAUUCGAUCAAGGGGAACGGAUGUCGCCUAUCCUUCUAUAGUAGUUGGAGAAUGUUGAAACUUUGAAACAGACCAAAAAGAAUCAGGAUCUAUGUACUAGUGAAGUUUGUUAUAAAUAUGUCAGAUGAGAUUAAAUAUCCGGUGACGGCUGGAGGAUGUACUCUAACAUUUUAUUUAAUUACUUCCAGCUUGCUACAAGACAUUCCGUAGGAUUGUCUACAUAGUUUAACGGGGUCGAAAAUUCCUAUAUAUUAUGCGUGCAAUAAUUAGGACCAAUGCAAUCUAUGAGAACCUCAUGUCCAUUAGAUGGAAACAAAAUCAAAUACUCUCAUCGUCAAUAGUUUUUGGAUAUUUUCUCUAGGAUGACAAGUUACGUCAAUUUCGAGUUAAAAUGCAUAAAAAUAACUUGAAUUGAGACAAAAUAAAUGAAAAUAAGAAAUACAAUAGUAAAUCCUCUGCAAAACAAUUCUUCAACAAUUAAAAUUGCCGUGAAAACAAUGUAAAACGUUUGGGCCCUCAAAAAUCUACAACGGAACAACAAUGUAAAUCGUUGUUUUUGAUUUCAGAAUGUAUGGGAAAAGAUCAAUUUAUUCAUUAUUACAUCGCUUAACGACCCCCCUUUUGCAAUGUAAAAAUUGGGUUUACAAUGAAAUUGGAUGUAGAAAACAACAACAUUUAAUGUGAUUAUAUUUUCGCUGUAAGUUUUGCAGCAUUUCUAAUUACUAAACAUUGUUUUUCGUUGUAAUGUAGCAAUAAAAAAUGCCGUAAUAGAUUUCCAGUGCAAUGUUUUCCGAACCUCAGCUAACAAAGGUCAAAUUUACUCAAAUUGUUGCAAAAAUUUAGCAAAUUUUGUUCCGAUUUCCGUCGACCAGUUUGGUCGAACCCGCAUAAAAGAAUCAUGCAAUUGUCAAAACUUUUCGCCCAGCCUGGCUUGCGCCAUGUGAGUUGAGUAAUCAUUCGACUGAUUAACGUAAUAAAUAAUUGAAACUGCGGCAGUUUUUGGGAAGUUUAGGCUAAUUUUCAAACAAACAAAAAUAAGUUUUUCCUUGCCGUAUUAGUAACACAAUCUGUUAGUUUACCAAAGAUACUGAAUCCAGCCCAUAAAAUGAGGUGAAAUCAAUGCCGAAAAAAGCCCGAUGACGAGUAAUUGAAGUGACGACAUGCUACGAACGUUGCACAGCUGCUGGAAGUGGUUGCACCCGCAUAAUGUCCUACAGACACAUUCAUGGAGGAUAGUUUGUAGCCGGCCACCCAGUGGGAUAUGGCAACGAAAACGAAACGAGUCCAGCGGUUCUCGGCCUUUCAGUUUAACUAGCGUAAGAACGCCUUUCGGCAGUGGAUGGCCACCGGAUGCCUGGAGGGUUAUCUCUCAGGGAACUGCUGAUGCGAUUGUAAGAGAAUUUAGUAGUCAAGUUAGCGUUAAGGAAAAUGAACCGAAAGGUUUACUACAAAAGCUGGUAAAGAAUCCGUACGCGCGGUUGAUGAGAAUAGACCGUCCAAUCGGGUCGUGGUUACUGUUCUGGCCGUGUGGUUGGAGCAUAGCGUUGAGUGCACAAGCUGGCUGCUGGCCGGAUCCGUUAAUGCUGGCUCUUUUUGGGACCGGAGCUUUCAUAAUGCGCGGUGCUGGUUGCACCAUUAAUGACAUGUGGGACAAGGAUAUCGAUGCAAAAGUGGCUCGGACGAAAGGCAGGCCUUUAGUUUCGGGCCAAUUGAGUCAAUCGGAUGCUUGGGUGUUUCUUUCGGCACAGCUUGGCUUUGGCCUGUUGAUUCUACUGCAGCUAAACUGGUAUUCGAUUGUGCUAGGAGCGAGUUCGCUCGGUCUAGUAAUCGUGUAUCCGCUAAUGAAACGGGUAACCUACUGGCCACAACUGGUACUGGGAAUGACCUUCAACUGGGGCGCUCUACUAGGAUGGAGUGCAACACAAGGUUCCGUUCUGUGGUCUGCUUGCCUUCCUCUAUACCUGGCCGGGGUUUGCUGGACCAUUGUGUACGACACGAUCUACGCCCAUCAGGACAAGGUUGACGACAUAUUGCUGGGUAUUAAAUCUACCGCAAUCCGGUUCGGUGAUGGGAAUAAACUUUGGCUUAGUGGCUUUUCGACGGCGAUGAUAAGCGGUUUGAUCACCGCGGGAAUGGUCUGUGAGCAGACCUGGCCGUACUAUUCAUCGCUGGGACUGAUCUCGGCACAUUUGGCACAUCAAAUAUACUCCCUGAACAUCAACAACCCAACCGACUGCGCAACGAAAUUCAUCUCCAAUCAUCAAGUUGGUCUCAUUCUCUUUCUGGGAAUUGUAUUGGGUACGCUUUAUAAGGGCUACAACCAAACUAGCUCUUCACCAAAUACCUUGGCUGUUACCACGUCUAGUGGUUCUUCAACCUCUCCUACGCUUUUGAUAAAAGCGGCCAGUCAAACAGCACCCAGCUAAACCCCUUGGUGCUUUGAAACUAGAAAC